This is a messenger RNA of Juglans regia (Persian walnut), 1860 nucleotides long. RefSeq lists its product as uncharacterized. The record is from RefSeq and is a predicted model, not a curated record. Lineage: Eukaryota; Viridiplantae; Streptophyta; Magnoliopsida; Fagales; Juglandaceae. The transcript has 2 exons. The coding region runs from base 1 to 1860 and encodes 619 amino acids.
AUGGGUCAUCGCCGAUUCUUGCCACCGGACCACAUCUGGAGAAAGAAAAAGACUAUUUUUAAUGGCUAUGCAGAGCAUCGCGACCCACCUACGGUGUAUUCUAGAGAAGAUAUACUGAUUCAACUUCAAGAUAUUCCAAAUGCAAAUUUUGGUAAAGGCAUAAAGAAAAGAAAGUGUACCAUAGACGAGUUUAAUUGGACCAAAAAAAGUAUCUUCUUUCAAUUGCCGUAUUGGUUGACUAUAAAGAUUAGACAUAAUCUAGAUGUAAUGCACAUUGAGAAGAAAAUUUGUGACAACAUCUUAGGAACUUUGAUGAAUAUCUCCAGAAAAAUUAAAGAUCAUCCUAAUGCACGUCGUGAUCUUUCCAAUCUCAAUAUAAGGAAGGAGUUACACCUUAUUCAGGAUGAUACACGCAUUAGUAUGCCACAUGCAUGUUAUACAUUGUAUGGAGUUGAGCGGACUGGUUUCUGUAAUUGGUUGCGAGGUGUGAAAUUCCCAGAUGGAUUCGCUUCAAACAUUGACAGAUGUGUUAGUGUACCUGAUUGUAAAAUCUCGGGGAUGAAAAGUCAUGAUUGCCAUAUUUUCAUGCAAAGGUUACUUCCUGCUGCAAUUUUUGGAUACUUACGCCAAGAUGUUCGAUUGGCACUAACUGAGUUAAGCACUUUUUUCAAAGAAUUGUGUGCUAGAACAUGUAAGGUGGAUGUCUUAGAGCGGCUUCAAGCUAAUAUUGUCGUCAUUCUCUGCAAGUUUGAGAUGGUUUUUCCGCCUACCUUCUUUGAUGUAAUAGUGCACUUAGCCUACCAUUUGCCACGUGAGGCUCUGCUUCCAGGACCCGUUCAAUAUAGGUGGAUGUAUCCUUUCAAGAGGUAUCUUGGAAAAUUCAAGAGAUAUGUUAAGAAUAAGGCCUGCCCGGAAGGUUCAAUAGCCAAGGCCUAUAUCCAUGUAGAAUGCUUGAAUUUUUGUUCCAUGUACCUUCACGAUGUCGAGACUAGAUUCAAUCCCCUCGAACCUAAUGUUGAUGAAGAAGAUGAGGGUGUACGAGAGGGACUAUGUAUUUUUUCACAGAAGAUUCAAAGUCUGCUUGCCGAUAAUCCCAGAGAAGUUUCGGAGGAUCUAUAUGCCCUAGCAUGUGGUCUUGACCCUUGGUGUGCAUCCUAUUCGGGUUGCAUAACCAAUGGUAUAAGAUUUCACACAAAAAAUCAUGAAGAACAUCGUCGCACCCAAAACUCAGGUGUCAUGGUGAUUAGUGAACAACCAGGAUCUGAAAAGCUUGAGUUCUUUGGUAGACUAACAGACAUUUUGGAAAUUCGCUACAUGGGUUGGCAUCAUGUUUACUUAUUCAAAUGUGAAUGGUUCGACAUCUCUGAUUCCAAACAAGGGAUACGUGUGGAAAAACAUUUUAUUAGUAUGAAUAUGUCUCGGACAGCUUAUAAGGACGACCCUUUUGUUUUGGCGUGCCAAGCGUCGCAGGUGUUUUACCUAAAAAAUCGCAGCAUCCGUGGUGAUUGGUAUAUAGUGCAAAAGGUCAAAGGUCGAAAUGUCUAUGACGUUCCACGAAAACCCCUAAUUGAAGAUGAUGCAUCUGAUUCUAGCAACGUUGAUGCAUACCAAGAGGAUAAUUCUGGCGAUGCUUACGUGAAUAUCCAUGCUAAUGACAUUCCACUGCAAACAAACAUGCACAGGCCUAAUGUUGAGCCAGAGCAGAUUGAAGUUGACACAUCGGUAAUGCAAAGGUCAAAUUGCAACCAGUUUGAGAGGGGGUUUAUCAAUGACGAUACAAAUGAAGACAGUUCUUCUCACAGCACCGAAGUGGAGGGUAGCAUAGAAGAAGAUAGUCUCUCAGACGAUGAGAUGAACUAG